UGAUGCCAAUACUAAUUUGAAUGCAAUAUGCAUGUAUUAAUACUGGGAUUCUGGAGGUUACUGGUGCCAAGUACCCUAUAUCACAUGAAACACAUUAACAAUCAUUAAUAAGCAUUUCUAAAGUAGAGGGUUGCAAUUUUUAUAACUCAAUUAUAGGAUAUAAUAGGGUUUCAUUGGGAGAGGAUGAAAUGUACAUGUAUAUGUGCAUGAAAUACUGGUAGGAUAUUAUUGGCACUAAGUUUAGUGGAUAUAUGAAUACCGGUAUGCAUUAUUCCCUACGUCACAGACGUGCCUCGUGGGUACCAUGCACCACGCCCCCUCAGCAAUAGUCUGGAGCUCAGUUUCUUUAUAUUUAAAUGUUUCAUCUUAUUGAUUUUCUGUAAACCUCUUCACUUAAUAUGAUAUGAAUGUUUACUGAUUUUGUGUGUGUAAAUAAAUUCAUAUGUUUGAAAAAUUAAAUUUAUAAUUUUUUGCAACAAUAAGACAUUAUUUAGAGUAGAAAUUAUAGAAACGGUUCCCACCCCCAAAACUCGCGUCUUGAAUUGAGCCUAGUUGUAAAAACUGUUGACAACUGCCAGCUGACUUAUUAGCUAAAGGAGUAAGGUCUUUGACGUGAUAUUUUACCUGACAAUCAUUCAAAACACCACAAAAAGUGGCGUUUAUUUUACGGCAAGCUGCUCAGUGGUUUUCCAAGAUGAAUGGCCGCAUAUUCUUAGUAACGGGUGCUACAAAUGGCAUAGGGCAGCACACGGCUCUCUCACUCGCUAAGACCGGCGCGACAGUCCUUGUUCACGGGAGAGCUCCGGCGAGGGUUGAAGCCACCGUAGCGGACAUCAAGAAGGCAACUGGUAAUGAAAACAUCAAAGGCUACAUUGCUGAUCUCGCCAGUUUGGCAAAUAUCCGCCGUCUAUCAGAUGAACUCCACGCCUCUCAAAAGCACAUUGACGUCCUAAUCAACAAUGCUGGUGUGUAUGAGAAGAUGAGACAUGAAUCGAAUGAUGGAUAUGAAUUGACCUUUGCUGUGAAUGUCAUGGCACCUUUCUUGCUGACAUCUCUCCUUCUGGACCUCCUAAAGGCUGGUAAUAAAAGCAGGAUUGUUAAUGUCAGUUCCGUCUCCCAGUCCAGUUUUCUUGAUCUUGAUAACUUACAACUCAAACAUGAUUAUGGCAAGGGUAAUAAAGCGUAUGAGCAGUCUAAACUAUGUGAUAUAAUGUUUACCAUAGACAUGGCUGAACGAUUCCGUAAAGAUGGCAUCACAGUGAACUGUUUAGACCCAGGAACUGUCAAUACCCAGAUGCUACUGAAAGGAUGGGGAGCAAUAGGAAUUCCCACUGACGAGGCAGAUAAUGAAUUUCAUCUUGCAACUGAUGCAAAAUUUGAAGAUGUCACUGGGGAGUAUUUUGUGGAUAUGAGAAAAACUAGGGCCUCAGCAGUAGCUUAUGACAAUCAGCUCAGAGGGAAACUUUGGAAACACCUUGUGGACAUAACUGGUGCACAGUAUGACUAGAUGUUUUUUUUUAAUUUGAUAUGCAGGUUUUGUGUACUAUUGUCAUAAACUUUAGUGAAUAUUAUUUUAGAUUCAUUCGCAAAGUAAUGAUACUAUUUGAAUAAAAUGUUCACUCCUAAUUUGAAUUUUACUUUGAUUUAUUUGUUUUUCCUUUUUGUGAUUGUCCAUGGAGUUGUUAAUAUACAUGUCUGUAGAUUAAUGUUAUUAUAUACAUACAUCACAAAAGGAUAGUUACUUGGAUUUAUUGCACUUUAAAAGAUGAUAAUUUUUAGCUGUAUUUUUAUCAUCACUUUUCAAUGUUUUGUACAUGUAAUACUUAUUUGAUUCUCUUAUGAUUUAAAAUAUGUCUUGUAAAUAUUUCAAAGUGCCAUACUCAACAAUUUUUCAUCCGAUAUCUAUAUAACUCUUAUCUCUUGUUUAUGGAGCAUAACUACAUGUACAUGUAUUCUGGACAGAUCUUGCAUUAAUUCUUAUAUAGUGUGCCUAUAUUAGCACAUUAUUUGUAGUACACAACUUGUUGUACUUUGAUAUUUUUAUGAUGUAAUCGCAGACAGAGUUAACUUUUUCUUUUUAAGUGAACAUGCCUUCCUAUACUUAAUUCUCUUAUUUUUUCUUCCAUUUACUAUUUUUUCUUUCCUAUCAACGUUCUGUUAUACAAUAUGUAAUUUUCAUAAUAAUAUCUAUAAAGUUCUCUCAGUAACUGUGUUAACUUAUUAUGGGCGUUCCCAACUCAAGCUAUGCUUUUCUGGUUUUUGCCUUCAUGCAUCUGAAUUAUUAAAUGUAUAAUCUAUGUUGAAAUCAUUGUUACAUAUAUAAUACAAUUUAUAUAUAAACAUUGUGUGUUUAAUAUUGGAAUGUUCAGAAGGAAAUAAAUGUCAAUAGAUACAAGUACAUUGAAUACAUUGCCCUGUCUAUUUGUCUUUUUUUAUAUAUCAUUUCGAUUUUUAUCCAUUUGUUACCUUGUCAGAUCAUUAAAUUUAAAAAUGGAAACUUUGGACAAUAUGAAGUUGUAUUCAUUGUCCAAACCAUGGACCAAAAUAAGAGAGUGGUGUAGCGCCAUCUAGAGGUUGGCAAUGUUAAUUAUUUCAGCAACACAAUGCAUUUCUUACUUGGGCCAGUUGGGGGAUUAGGUAUUUGUGUUCAUUUGUUUUAUUUUGGGCUAAUUAACAGGUACAUUUUGUCAACAAGUGUAUUUGUUUUUUUGUAUUUUUAUAGAUUUGAAAUAGUGAAAUAUUUGAAAAAGCUUUUAUCAGUUUAUAUAACAACCAUCUGAAACAUCUUUACACAUUAUAAAGUAAAUUCUGAUUUUGUCUUCUGGAAUGCACCAGGCACUUCCAUAAGUUCUUAUGUUGUACUCUUUAAAUACUAUUGGCAUAAUAUUUGUAGUAGAUAGCUUGUAAUGUUGGGUAUAUCUUUAUUGUAUAUUAGUUUUUUAGACAUUUAUUUCGUUUCAUGGCUAAUCUAAUAAAUUUCAAUUAAUGUGCAGACAUAUAAAGUCAGUGCAUUAUACUGUACAUUUA
Molecule: messenger RNA, 3027 nt
Organism: Strongylocentrotus purpuratus (purple sea urchin)
Lineage: Eukaryota; Metazoa; Echinodermata; Echinoidea; Camarodonta; Strongylocentrotidae
Product: retinol dehydrogenase 13-like
Exons: 1
Coding region: 695-1507 (270 amino acids)
Source: RefSeq, a predicted model, not a curated record